Molecule: messenger RNA, 1568 nt
Organism: Ylistrum balloti
Lineage: Eukaryota; Metazoa; Mollusca; Bivalvia; Pectinida; Pectinidae
Product: 26S proteasome non-ATPase regulatory subunit 4-like
Exons: 11
Coding region: 2-1192 (396 amino acids)
Biological process (GO): proteasome-mediated ubiquitin-dependent protein catabolic process
Cellular component (GO): cytosol; proteasome regulatory particle, base subcomplex; nucleus
Molecular function (GO): polyubiquitin modification-dependent protein binding
Source: RefSeq, a predicted model, not a curated record
GAUGGUGCUUGAAAGUACGAUUGUCUGUGUUGACAACAGUGACUAUAUGAGAAAUGGAGAUUUUGUUCCCACAAGACUACAAGCCCAGCAAGAUGCAGUAAACCUUGUCUGCCAUUCUAAGACACGAGCAAACCCAGAGAACAAUGUUGGCCUCCUGACCAUGUCAAGUGUUGAGGUUUUGGCUACACUUACAACUGAUGUUGGUCGAAUUCUUAGCAAACUCCAUCAAGUCCAGCCCAAAGGAGAUAUCAAGUUUGGAACAGCUCUCAAAGUGGCUCAUCUGUCACUCAAGCACAGACAAGGACGAAACCACAAGAUGAGGAUAGUGUUGUUUGUAGGCAGUCCAAUUUUGGAAGAUGAGAAAGAAUUAGUGAAAAUGGCCAAAAAACUCAAAAAAGAAAAAGUAAAUAUGGACGUCAUCAACUUUGGUGAAGAGGGUUUAAACACAGAAAAACUGACUGCCAUGAUAAAUGCUCUGAAUGGAAAGGAUGGCACUGGAUCCCACCUAGUGACCAUUCCGCCUGGCCCCAUGUUAUCUGAGGCUUUGAUGAACUCACCUAUAGUUGUGGGUGAGGACGGAUCAGGUGCAGCCAUGCAAGCAGUUGGAUUUGAGUUUGGUGUUGAUCCUAAUGAAGAUCCAGAAUUAGCACUUGCACUAAGAGUGUCCAUGGAAGAGCAAAGAGCACGACAGGAAGACGAGGCCAAGAAAACAGUACCAGCACCAGAGGAAGGACAAGUGCAGAGCAUGGAAACAACUACAGGAGGGAACUCGGAUGAGGCGAUGCUGGAGCAAGCCCUAGCAAUGUCCAUGCAACCAGAUGCCAUGGAGCAACAGGCCACUACACCCAGUGUACCAGAUUUUGGCUCCAUGUCAGAGGAAGAGCAAAUAGCUUACGCUAUGCAGAUGUCAUUAGCAAACUCUGCUGCCAACACCACUCAGAACACUCCAGCACCUAUGGAUGUAGAUGAUGAGGCCAAAGCUGGGACAGCAGAACCAGAGGAGAAAAAAUCUAGUGAUGAAGAUUACUCCGAAGUGAUGAAUGAUCCAGAAUUUUUACAAAAUGUACUAGAGAAUUUACCAGGUGUGGAUCCCCAUAGUGAAACUAUACAAAACGCUAUGAGUUCUAUAAUGCAAAAAGAUUCUGGUAAAAAAGAAGACGGAAAAAAGGAUAAAGACAAGGAGAGUAAAUAGAAAGCCCUGAGAUGUUAUUGAAAUGUAACUGUGAAUGAAAGGACUCAUGUUGGAGUGCUGCCCAUAUAAAUCUCAGUCAAUAGGACAAAACUAAAGGAUGUGCUUAAAUGUCAACAAGUUGAAAAUGAACAAUUUUGAUAUCAAAAUUAACUCUUUAAUACUUACUUUGGAAAUCACAUUUUUCUUGUGUUUCUGUUGUAUUUUGAAGUUUAUGAAGUGAAAUGUGUAUUGGUGCAUUACCAUAGAGAAAUAUAUCGGAGAACUGAUAUGUGAUUGGUGGAAAAAGUUGUGUACAGAAAAGUGGACUUGGGUUGACUGAUAUGAAUGAUAUUGAGUGUGGAUGUAUAGGUGUCUAAUAAAGUAUUAUGAAAUUGUU